Molecule: messenger RNA, 7920 nt
Organism: Falco peregrinus (peregrine falcon)
Lineage: Eukaryota; Metazoa; Chordata; Aves; Falconiformes; Falconidae
Product: collagen alpha-1(VII) chain-like
Exons: 89
Coding region: 205-7920 (2571 amino acids)
Molecular function (GO): serine-type endopeptidase inhibitor activity; protein binding
Source: RefSeq, a predicted model, not a curated record
CUCCUCCUGCCUCAUAACUUCUUCUUCCAAGUGUGCAGGGAGUUUCACUGCAGCCCGGCCGACUUGGAUGCCAGUUUCUGGGGCCGUCGGACCCUCUCGCCCACGGGGAAAAGCCAACGCGCAGCAGCUUUGCCCAGAUCAAUGACUCUCCAGGCUGUGUUCUGACUCCAGGAACCAAGGAGUUUCUUCCCAAGGAAAAGGAAAAUGUUGUAUGCUCAGAUCCUUGUCCUGGCAGUGGCUGUGGUGCAGUACAGAGCCGUGGCCAUUCAUGAAGCAUGCAGGACAGCAGAGGUGGCCGACAUUUUGUUCCUCGUGGGGCAGUCACAGGGCACAGGGAGGGAGAGCUCCCGGCUGGUCAAGGACUUCAUCAGCAGCAUGGCCUGUUCCUUUGAGAACGUGGUGAUGGGCAAAGAAGGCAUCCGGUUGGCGGUGGCACUCUACGGGGAGAAAACAAGAAUGAGUAUUGAGCUCACGGAUUAUGUGAACAUCAAAGAAAUGCUGGUUGCAAUUCAGAAUCUUUCCUUCAAAGGAGGCAGCUUAAAAACAGGGUCAGCCCUGGCAUUUGCAGCUCACACCAUGUCUCGCCUGGACAUGCUGCGAGAGGAUGCAGCAAAGGUAGUUGUUUUGAUCACAGAUGGGAAAUCCAGUGACUCAGUUGAAGAUGAAGCCCAGAUCCUGCAGGAUAAGGGCGUGACGGUGUUUGCUGUAGGAAUUAAGGAUGCUGACAAGAAUGAGUUGAACAAAAUAGCUUCAGAACCUACUGCAGAACAUGUGCUUUACAUUGAAGAUUUCCACCUGCUCCACAACAUAACACCCAAGCUCUCUCGAAGGCUGUGUUUCACUGCCUCAGAGCCACCACAGCCCAUCAAGCAGACCGUGCAAGCUGAGAAGAUCAUUGGCCCCCAGGAUUUGCAUGUCAGUGAGCACAGCCACAGUUCACUGCGACUCACGUGGAUGCCAGCUACAGGGAGGGUGAUGGGGUACCGUGUUCAUCUGCAUCCCUUGCUGCCUUUGGGACAGGCAGUUUCAGAGGACCAGCGGCAGAUUGUGGUAGACAGUGACAAAAGCAGCGUGCUGGUGGCUGAUCUGAAACCUAACACCAAGUAUGUCUUCACAGUGAGGGCCAUCUAUGCAGAUGCCCUUGGGGAGUCAGCAGUUGUCAAGGGCAAGACAACACCUGUGCCUCCAGUCACUAAUUUCCAUGUGAUAGAAGAAGGACUUUUUAGCUUGAAAGUGUCUUGGACACCUCCACUGGGCAAACUGGAGGGCUACAAGAUCUACAUCCCCAGAGCCAACAGACCAGGAAUGACCUACAAGCAGGUUCUGCGGGGUGAUGUCUCUUCCCAUGUACUGGACAACUUGCAGGAGGAUAGAGAAUACAACAUCAGCAUCUAUGCCGUGUACCCCCAGGGGCCAAGCCAGCCUGUAGCUGCCGUAGGGAGAACAUUGAAGCUCCUGCCUGUGAAAAGCAUCUUGCUGCAGAACGAAACGACUGACACACUCCAGGCAAGGUGGAGCCCUGUCCGGGGAGCAACGGGGUACAGGCUUACUUGGACGUCAGCAGAGGGCAGCAUCCAGGAUGUGAACCUCAGCAACACCUACAGCUACUACAUGAUCCAGGGGCUGCAGCCUGGCACAGAGUACACCGUCACCAUCAAUCCCAUCUUUGGGGAUGUUGAAGGACCAGUGGUGAGCAGUAAAGCAAUGACAGUGGCAUCGAGCACUGUUCAGAUGCUGAAAGUGAGUGAUAUAUCCAUCAACAGUGCUCUGGUCUCGUGGGACUCAGUUGCUGGGGCCACUGGGUACAGAGUAGCUUGGGGUCCUACACCAGAGUUCUUUGGCAAAGACCGUCCUCGCCAGCUGGCCCUCAACAAGUCGAUCACAGCCUACCAGCUCCGCAACCUGGCCCAUGACACUGAGUACGUGAUUUCCCUGUAUGUGCUUUUUGGCUCGGUGGAGGGACCAGGGAUCACAACCUCAGCCAGGACAUCUCCUCUUGGCUACGUUUCCAAUUUCAAGGUGAUGUCCUACACGAGCACAAGCCUGUCUAUGGCGUGGAGUGCCACAGCAGCUGCCACCAAAUUCAAAGUCACCUGGAGCCCUGUGGGAGCAGGCAAAGAAGAACAGGUUGCCAAGACUCAGUACCUGGGCAGUAGAGUGUUGGCUUACCGGAUUGACCACUUGCUGCCUGACACCCUUUAUAAAGUCAGCGUUCGGGCUGUCUUCAGCAAGGCUGAGGGGCCGGAGGUGACUCUCACUCACCGCACAGCAUCUUUUGCAGACUCCAGUCCCAUCCAAACCAUCCAAGAUUUGAAGAUUAUUGAAACUGGUGUAAAUAGUUUGAAGCUGUCUUGGAGGAGGCUUCCUGGAGUAACUCACUAUAAGAUAUCCUGGGUGCCAUUUGAUGGUGGCUUGGAAACUUCCCAGCUGGUUGCAGCAGAAACAGACUCCUUCAUGAUCUCCAAACUGAAGGAGAGCACCACCUAUACCAUCUGCAUGUCUGCAAUGAUCAGGGGACGGAAAGGAAGCCCCACACUCCUCACAGCCAAAACCUUGGAUUUACCCAAAGUGACUGAGUUCACAGUGCAGGAGGCUGCGGAGACCAGUGUUUUGCUGACUUGGAUGGCUGUUCCUGGAGCAUCCACAUACCUACUAACGUGGCGCUUGUCCUCAGCUUCUGAUCUUUCCCAGGAACUGUUAUCAGCAGCUUCUAGAUCAUAUCGGGUGACAGGACUGAGCACCAAAGAAAUGUAUUUUUUUUCUAUAAGACCAGUCUUUGGAGAUACGGAGGGACCAGAGACAACGCUCCUGGGACAAACAGUGGGACAUCACAGAGAGUCACCUGCACCAAUCACUCCAGUGACUUUGACAACGCUGGAUAUGAUGAGGUCCCCAUCCACAUCUCCCAGCAAUGUGGGAACCACUCCUCUUUCACUGGCCACCACCACAAAGCUACCACCAAAGCCAGAGACCCCACUAUUGACAACUGUAGUGUCUACACCACUGACAACUGUCCCUGUGCCAAUCUGUGGCAAGUUCAAAGCAGACAUUGGGUUCCUGGUGGACGAGUCCUCGAGUAUUGGCCAGAGCAAUUUCAAUAAAGUGAAGGAUUUCCUCUUCCGGAUCAUUUCCUAUUUCCCUAAGAUUGGACCUGAAGGGACACAGGUUGCUGUUGCUCAAUACAGUGAGGAGCCCAGGGCAGCCUUCUACUUCAACCAGUACCGUGACCGCAACAGUGCCCUGAAAGCUAUCAAGGAACUGCGCUAUGCUGGAGGCAACACAAAAACAGGUCGUGGUAUAGCCUACAUGCUAAAGGAGUUAUUUCAGUCCUCCAGAGGGAUGAGAUCAGAUUUCCCUCACAUGAUGGUGCUUGUGACUGAUGGACGAUCCCAGGAUGACGUGUUGCCACCAGCCAGAGUGGCCCAUGCUUUGGGGAUCCGCGUCAUUGCUGUGGGUGUCUCAGGAGCUGACCCCACUGAGCUCAACAGCAUCUUGCUGCAGCAGAACCUCCAGAACGUUUUCUAUAUCAGAACAUUCGACGACUUCCCAGAAAUCCUCCGAGAGAUGAUAGAAGUCAUUUGUUCUGAUCCUCAGGCUUCAGGGGCCCAGCUGCCAUUGGGAGAGGGUACCCGACAUGAAGCUGACAAGCAAUUGCCAUUUGGUGACACGGAGAGCAAGCCACACAUGCCUGAUACGUCAUCAGCUGAACCACAUACCCAAAAAGAAGAGGAUGCUUGUGAUCCCUGGUGUUUAAAGAACUUCAGAGGCUCACUGGCUCGCAGAGGCUAUGACUCAUACAGCUUUCCUACAAAGGGAGAGAAAGGAGAGCGGGGUCUACCUGGGAAGGACGGCAUUCCUGGGCUGCCAGGCAGACCGGGGCGCACAGGUCCUCCUGGUCCCCCUGGACUCAUGGGUCUCCCUGGCAUCCAAGGUGGUGUUGGAUCUCCUGGCUAUCCAGGACCAGUGGGGCCAAAAGGAGACAGAGGCGAACCAGGCUAUGUGCUGGGAGGAGUGGAGGUGAUUCCUGGCCAAACUGGGCAGCCUGGUCCCACUGGACAGAAAGGGCAGCCGGGCGUUCCUGGGGUAGCAGGACCACCCGGUUUACCAGGUUUACCAGGGCCACAGGGGCCACCAGGGAUCUCCAUCAAGGGUGAACCAGGGGAUUCAGGUAUCAGGGGCCCUCGUGGAAGGAAUGGCCUCAAGGGUGACAGAGGAGGCAUGGGAGAGCCGGGGAAACCUGGCUUGCCAGGCCCUGUAGGGCUACAUGGUGUUCCUGGACUGCCUGGACCAAGGGGAGAAAAGGGAAUGGCAGGAACUGGCAUUCCCGGCACUGCUGGCUUGAAAGGCGAAGAAGGAGAGCAGGGGGUGAUGGGACCUCCAGGAGCACCAGGACCAAAGGGUAACAAAGGGCAAGGUGGUGAUAAAGGGGAAAAGGGACUCCCAGGACCUCCAGGGCAGAAGGGAGACCAAGGGAACCCAGGAUUCCCAGGUGCUCCAGCUAUGGGGAUUUUGGGACCUCCAGGCAAGAAAGGUGUCAGGGGAGACACUGGACCAACAGGGGCCCUGGGACCACAAGGAGACAAAGGAAUACAAGGAGACAAAGGAGAGAAGGGAUGUCCAGGUUUCGGCAUUCCUGGUCAACCUGGGCUAAAGGGAGACCCAGGCGAUAGGGGAAAUGUAGGUUUGUCUGGCAAACCAGGUCAGAAGGGGGAUAUAGGUCUUAAGGGAGAGAAAGGUGAACCAGGAUUACCUGGGAAACCAGGCGAGACCGGACUAAGAGGUAAAGAUGGAGAACCAGGGAAGAAAGGCACCUCUGGGACCAAGGGAGAAACUGGUGUCCCUGGAGAACCGGGAGAGAGAGGAAUCAGGGGUCCACCUGGACUCCCAGGACGCCCUGGAGAACAGGGGAUAAAAGGCGAUACAGGGCAGCCUGGAAAGGAUGGGAUCACUGGAGAGAAGGGAGGCAAGGGUGAAUCUGGUGAGCCUGGGCUGCCUGGGACUCCUGGAAGCAUUAUAUCUUCUCUGGAGAACACCAUCACCCUGAAAGGUGACAAGGGGGAUUGCGGGAAGGACGGCUUGAAAGGUGAAAGAGGUCCUCCAGGCCCAAAGGGAGAACCCGGUCCACCAGGCAAAGGAGUAGAAAUGAAGGAUCUGGAGAGGCUUUUUGAAGCAAAUGGUAUCAAUUUGGCACUGCUGAAGGACCUCUCCAAUGCACUCCUGCGGGAUGGGCUGGAUGGGCUGGUGCAGCAGCUGGGUGGCUCCAGGACAAACAAGACCUCCAGGAGAAAGCAGGCAGCUCUCCAUACUACCAAGCAUGAUGAUUCACUGGUGUUUGAUACUUCUCACAAUGCCCUGGCCAGCACCAAGGUGACAGAAGAAGCACAGAGCCUGGAGAUGGAGGCUCAGUUUAGGGUGCCGGUGUCUGGAGGACUUCCCAAGGGUCCAUCUGCUGCUGGUUCUGAAGCUGUGUACCAAUCCCUAGAGAACCCUCCUGAGUCCCUGGAGAAAACAUCUGAGGAGAGAAGGAAAGAUAGAGACUCAAGAAGGAAAAACACUUCUCUCAGCAGCGGCUUGUCUGUAUCCCCACCAUACCCAGAAGAUGAUCUGCAAGGAAACCAGUCCACAGAGCUUCUUGAGUCCUUGGAGGAGAGGGUGGAAGGACAACCACAGCAGGACACCAGCCAUGAAAAUGUGAAUUCAGGCAAUGGCUCUGCACUCCCAAGGGACAUUAGAACCAGGAGAUCUGCAGAGCAUGAGAGACACACAAUGAAGACCCCAUUUCACCAUAGCAGCUUCAGGCUGGCCUGUGUGCAAAACCAGAGCCAUCGGUGCGAUCCAGAAGGAGGUGGUGACCCUUCCUUGUUGGCUCUGUCACAGGUUCAUCCCCCCGGUGCUCCAGGAGCUUGGAAAUCCCUAUCUGGAUCUGUGGCUUACCCAGGCCCUCAUCACCUGAGGAGAAUUAAGAAGGAGGAAACUGGCCCAGCAGAUCCAUCUUCCCAUGGCCAAAAGGGAGAAAUGGGAGCUCCGGGAGUCCGUGGAGACAAAGGAGAAAAGGGGCAGCCUGGGGAGAUGGGGGAACCUGGAGAAAAGGGCACCAAAGGAGACAGAGGUGAAAGUGGUCAAAAGGGAGAACCAGGAAUUGGGUUCAGAGGUCCUGUUGGUCAGGCUGGGCCACCUGGAUUUAAGGGUGAGCCAGGGGCCCCAGGACCUCCAGGAGCUCAGGGUAUCCAGGGCAUUCGUGGCAAUGCUGGCACCCCCGGGUCACAGGGGAACAGAGGGGCUCCAGGUCUGGCCGGCAUGCCAGGACAGAAGGGAGAGCGUGGGAAGAGAGGCCGGCAUGGAUUUGCUGGGCCCACAGGACCAUCAGGAUCCCCAGGAAAAGAGGGGAUUCCUGGAACACCUGGACCCAAAGGCAACAAGGGAGAAAUUGGUGUUGGAGCAGCUGGCCCAAGAGGUCCUCGCGGACUGCCUGGCCCUCGGGGUGAUGAGGGCAUCGUGGGAGUCCGGGGCCCUGCUGGCGUGAUGGGUCUAAAAGGCUUCCCGGGUGUGAAAGGUGAAAGAGGUGAUCGGGGACUUCUGGGACCCAAGGGAGAAAGAGGUGAGCCCAGGACUAUUUUUGGACCUCAGGGCUAUAAAGGCAGUAAAGGCGAUCUUGGUGAACAGGGCCUGCCAGGUUUUGACGGAGACAAAGGCGAGAAGGGAGAGGAUGGGCCUGUAGGAGAAAAGGGAGUCAAAGGUGAAGCUGGCUCCAAGGGAGUGAUGGGGCUUUUUGGAACAAGAGGACCAGUGGGACAGAAGGGGGAGCCAGGAGAACCAGGCUUGCCAGGCUCUGCCGGUGCAGCAGGUCUCAAUGGGAAGAAUGGAAACAAGGGAGCCAAAGGUGACAGAGGUCUUCAGGGGCAGAAGGGGAAGCCAGGAGGAAAAGGUGAUCCUGGGACCACUGGUGACAUUGGGCAGAAAGGAACAAAGGGCUUACGAGGGCUUCCAGGACGCAUCGGUGCUCCUGGAGCCAAAGGCAUCAAGGGAGAAAUUGGCAGCCCUGGAAAACCAGGGAUCUCAGGAUCAGAUGGACCACAUGGACCAAAGGGUGAACAAGGAGCAUCGGGGGACGAUGGUGCCUUGGGGAUUCCUGGGGAGAAAGGAGAAAAGGGGGCCAAGGGAGUUCCUGGCUUGGGAGGCUUCAAAGGACAAAUGGGAUGGCCUGGGAAGACUGGAGUUGCAGGACCAGAUGGACCUCAAGGGCCACAGGGUGAACCAGGGCCACAGGGUCCACGAGGGAGAAAAGGGAGGCCUCAGCUCUGCCUCAGAGGAUCCCCGGGCAUGGACGGGCAAAAAGGAGAAAUGGGUGAAAAUGGUCCAGCUGGCCAGAAAGGAGAAAAGGGAGAUCCUGGUCUUUCUGAGGAGGAGGUGAAGGAGGUGGUCAGGAGUGAAAUGAGAGGCAGAUGCGGUCUGGCGGCAGCUGAAAUCAACAGGCAGCUCCAAGGGUAUUUUCAGCCUCAGGAACACACCAGAAAAGAUGGUGAAAGCCAAGAAGAAAUGCUUAAUAAAACUCAGAGCAUGACCACAUUGGCUUCAGUGAAGCCCUUCAUGGAGCCAACUUCACUUAUUGCAACAGCUCCCCAGGCACAGCAGAUAACGGGUCCCUCUCAGCACAAGCGCCGAGAAGCCCACAGCCAAUUACCAGCCCCUUGCCUGCAGCCAAUGGACGAGGGUUCCUGCCAGCACUAUGCCCUGCUCUGGUAUUACCAUGCAGAGGCAGACACCUGCCGACCCUUCAUCUUUGGGGGAUGCCGAGGAAACAGCAACCGCUUUGAAACCAAGUGGAAAUGUGAGCGGCAGUGCAAAACCUCAGCAGCACCUCUGGCAUCUCCAGCCAUCAAGGACCCCAGGCAGAGCCUGAAGCUGGUGGAGCUGCCCUAA